Messenger RNA from Enterobius vermicularis (human pinworm), 561 nucleotides. Lineage: Eukaryota; Metazoa; Nematoda; Chromadorea; Rhabditida; Oxyuridae. The record is from the annotation of a GenBank genome assembly.
AUGACGUCGCUAAAAAGUAGCUUCGCUAUCCCUAGGAUUUUUUAUCGACUAGCGUCUACACUGGCACAACGUCCACGGGUCUUUUUUGAUAUUUCCAUUAGUGGCAAAAAUGCGGGUAGGAUUAUUAUGGAAUUAUACAGUGAUAUUGUUCCAAAAACGGCUGAGAAUUUCCGCGCAUUGUGUACUGGUGAAAAAGGAGUUGGUAAUUCAGGGAAACCAUUGCACUACAAAGGAUCGAAAUUCCACCGGAUAAUCCCAAAUUUUAUGAUUCAGGGUGGUGAUUUCACACGAGGGAAUGGAACUGGUGGAGAAUCUAUAUAUGGAGCGAGGUUUGAUGACGAAAAUUUCAAGCUUCGGCAUGACGGUCCAGGUACUUUGAGUAUGGCUAAUGCAGGUCCAAACACUAACGGCUCACAGCUGGAUGGUAAACAUGUGGUGUUCGGCAAAGUUUUGGAUGGGAUGGACGUUGUAGAAGCGAUUGAGAAGCAGGGUUCUCACACUGGAAGGCCAACUACGUCAGUUGUGAUUCGUGAUUGCGGAGAAUUGAAAGUUGAAACUUGA